Molecule: messenger RNA, 1215 nt
Organism: Pipistrellus nathusii (Nathusius's pipistrelle)
Lineage: Eukaryota; Metazoa; Chordata; Mammalia; Chiroptera; Vespertilionidae
Source: the annotation of a GenBank genome assembly
AUGUCUCUCUACUGCGGCGACAACUUCGGCGGCGUGUACUCGCAGCCCGGCCUGGCCCCCGCCGCCGCCGCGGGCGCCCCCCCGGCCGCCAGGGCGCCCUACGGGCUGGCCGACUACGCCGCGCCCGCCGCCGCCAACCCGUACCUGUGGCUCAACGGCCCGAACGCGGGCGCCGCCCCGGGCGCCUCGGCAGCCGCCUACCUGGGCGCCCCGCCGCCGCCCCGGGGCGCCGCCGGGCCCUUCCUGCAGCCGCCGCCCGCCGCCGGCACCUUCGCCUGCGCUCAGCGGCCCCUGGCGCCCGCCGCGCCCGCCGCGCCCUCGGGGCCCGCGGCACCCUGCGACCUGGGCUGGCUGUCCGUGGCCAGCCGCGAGGACCUGAUGAAGAUGGUGCGGCCGCCCUACUCCUACUCGGCGCUCAUCGCCAUGGCCAUUCAGAGCGCGCCCGAGCGCAAGCUCACGCUCAGCCACAUCUACCAGUUCGUGGCCGACAGCUUCCCCUUCUACCAGCGCAGCAAGGCGGGCUGGCAGAACUCCAUUCGCCACAACCUGUCGCUCAACGACUGCUUCAAGAAGGUGCCCCGCGACGAGGAUGACCCAGGGAAAGGUAAUUACUGGACUCUAGAUCCAAACUGUGAGAAAAUGUUUGAUAACGGGAACUUCCGCCGAAAGCGAAAGCGCCGCUCUGAGGCCAGCAGCAGCUCCACGGUGGCUGUAGGGACAUCAAAAUCAGAAGAGGGUCUGUCCUCAGGAUUAGGGGCUGGAGCGGGUGGGAAGCCGGAAGAAGACAGCCCCUCUGCUCUGCUAAGGCCUUCCCAGUCUCCAGAGCCUCCUGAGGGCACCAAGAGCGUCUCCUCCCCUGGAGGAGCUGGGCUCACCUCCACCCCUUGCCUCAGCACCUUCUUCAGCAGCCUCAGCACCUUAAGUGCCAGCAGCAGUGGGAGUGCCCAGCGAGCUGUGGCUGGCGGCCACCCCCUAGGAAUCCAGGGAGCCCACCUGCCCUCCAGCAGCACGUUUCCCGCCAGCUCCGUCUCGGAAGCCUCAGACAACCUGCAGCUGAGCACCAGCACCAGCAAUGGCAGCAGCCAGAGAUCUUCCUACUAUAGCCCUUUCCCUGCCAGCACUGGUGCGGGGCAGAGCAGUCCCUUCAGCCCGCCUUUCUACAACUUCAGCAUGGUCAACAGCCUCAUCUACUCGCGGGAGGGCUCUGAGGUAUAG